Molecule: messenger RNA, 725 nt
Organism: Drosophila nasuta
Lineage: Eukaryota; Metazoa; Arthropoda; Insecta; Diptera; Drosophilidae
Product: chromobox protein homolog 1-like
Exons: 1
Coding region: 61-579 (172 amino acids)
Cellular component (GO): nucleus
Source: RefSeq, a predicted model, not a curated record
CUUGUGACAAAUUUGCGCUGAAUAAAUCCAGUUAAAAAAGUUAAGUUGACGGAGGGCAUAAUGAAAGAAUAUGCAGUGGAACGUAUUGAAAAAAAGCGAGUAAUCAAUGGUAUUACUGAGUAUUUUCUAAAGUGGAAGGGAUACCCUCGCUCCAAAAACACAUGGGAGCCCAUUGAUAAUCUAUUUUGCAAAGAUUUAGUCGCCGAAUUCGAGAAGUCGGAGAAAAACAAAGCGCAAUCUAACAACAACAGGCGCAAAAUUGUAUCUUCUGAAGGCGAUUCCAAGGCAGUUAUUCGAUUAAAAAAACUGGCUAACGAAAAGAAUAAGAAAUUUGGAUUUGAUCGUGGCUUGGAGGCUUUGAAAAUUAUUGGCGCAACCGAUUCGUCCGGAGUGCUAAUGUUUCUAAUGUCUUGGAAAAAUUCGGAUAAACUUGAACUGGUGCCGGCAACGUUGGCCAAUUUAAUGUGUCCCCAAAUAGUUAUUGACUUCUAUGAGGAGCGCCUUACUUGGGCUCCACACAUCGGUAAUGUGAAAAUUAAAAACUCACGUCGUCUUGCGAAAAAGGAAAAUGCAUACUAAUACAUAUGCAGGACAACUGUAAACAGUAUGCAUAUAUGCAUAUGGACAUUCGUCUCAUUCGAAGAUUAAUUCUAUUCUUACCUUUAUGUAAAUAUUUGACAACAUUGUAUAAGAUUUAAUUGUACAUAUAUUAAAACGAGAAACUU